CCCAGAACUGAGGCCCAGUGGCUGAAGAUUGUCGCCACGGAGAUCGACCACCUGCUGGAGCAUGUGUAUCCUGGUCUCCUGGACACGGAGUUGUCAGGACAGCUGGUGGAGAUCUUCGUCCCUUUUCCUUUCGAGGGGCAGGGAGAGUGUGGAAAAAGAGGGAGGAGGGGUGAUAGUUGGGAGUUUGGGGAGGAGGGGAGGGAGUGAGGAGGAGGGGAAGGGGAGGAGGGUGGGGGCGUGGCCUGUUGUAGGGAGUCUCCCGUCAAACGUAAGCUCUGGGAGCUCUCGACAACGACUCCUCGUCGAUCAGACGACCGACACGUCGUCAUGGGAGAUCCUCUCCAAACACAGCUCCACCAGCACCCGCUUCAGCUUCAAAACGGACAGCACUUCGAGUCAUUUCCUGGUGCCGGUGUGGGAGUGUCUGAGGGCAGCGUUUACUUCUCCAGUAAUUCACGUCAACAACAGGAGAGUAAGACUUGAUGAUUUGGUACCAGACCUGCUGUUUGGGGACGUGGCCCCGGAACUGUUGCUCAGGAACCAUGGCGACAGCACCCUCGCAAGCCCCGCCCAUUCCGGAACAGAGACGGGCACACUUGGGAAUGGACUCGGGACCAAGGGGUGGAUUGGUGGUGGGGUGGGUCAGGGAAAAUCUGUGACUCUGAAAUCAUUGCCAGAGCAGAAUGGAACGGGGACUGGCGUACGGAAGAUGAGCAGAAAACGCUCACACACCAUUACCGGUGUGUGUACUUGGAAUGGAAUCGAACCAUGCAAUCAGAUUGGAAUCCAGUCCAGCAGCAGCAGCAGCAGCGGUCUCCAUAUUAGGUCUUACUACACUAUUGAAGACGAGGAGGAGUGCGUGAAGAGAGAAUCAGGCACUUCGAGAAUGCUGUCACUGAAGAGAUGUCUCCAACGAGCUCACAACGACCUGAACAAACUGAGGCAGCUGCAAUGUCCAUACAUCGUGACUGCUGUUGGAAUCCACUUCUCUCCCCCCAGCGUGGCAGUAGAGAGCUCCCCACUUGGGUCACUACAUCACUACCUGAGAGAGGAGGGCCUGGGACUGGUGGAGAUCGGAACCUCAACCAUCCACCACAUCUUACUGCAGUUGCUGAGUGCGCUGGACUAUUUUCAUCGCGAGGGACUCAACUACCACACUCUACAGUCGAAGAACGUUCUACUGUGGAGUAGGGAUCCUGUCAGCAUCAAACUCUCUGACUCUGGAAUCACUCACUCCCCUCGCGGCUGCCAGCUCUGUUCAUACAUUAAGUCAAUUCCCUUGAAGGAGGAAAGAAAGAUGGUUGCUACUCGAGUUGACUACAUGUUGCUAGGUCUCCUAAUCUACGAGGUUGCCACGGGGACCAAACCCUACGAAGAAAUAUACACUCUCUCUACGGUUGUCCUCUCUCUCCUUAACAAGAGACUACAGCUAAAUGUCGAGGCGGAGCUCGCAAAUUCUCGGAGAGCGCGGAGAGACAGUCGGACCCAGACACCCGUCUCCUGUCACAGACUCUGCAUGCAGACGUCGAUCGAGGAGUGCGUGGCCGGCAAAGAAAUAUACCCGGGGCACCUGCGAGCGAGGCUGAGUCUCUGUGCCGGGAAUCAGGAAUGGUCUCCUGUGAGACUUACACUCAACCCUGAGUGCCUUCUCUGCUCGGAGGAGGCCGAUCUCGUGUACUGGACGUCGGCCUCUCGAGGGCUCGUCACAGGCACACUGGAUAUCCGCACCGGGACCCUCAAUAGCAAUAUUCUACAGGAGGCCCCGCCGCCUCAGUCGGGGCUCUUUGCCAAACGAAUGCCGAAACCAGUUCCGAUUGCGGUGGGUCGAGCGACGGGUCUGACACUUGUGGAAGAGACUCAGCAGCUGUGGGUUGGAGCAGAGAAUGGGUCGAGAGGUUCUGUGUACGUGUUCAAGCUCCCUGACAUGAGAACGCAUCAUUACAUCCACCUCCAAGACGCCGUUCUAUCUCUGGCGGCUCUCAAUAAACUGGCAGUCAGCUACGGAGGGGAGCAGACAAAGUAUAGGGUCCUCGUUGGGAUGGCAAACGGAGCACUCAUCCAGUUCCUGGGGGUCCACCAGGGGAAAAUUCUCGAGAACCCCCUGCAGGGGCCGAAACUUGUGGUGUAUCUGGUGGGGAACCGACCGUGUAUCGCCAUGCAGUUGACGGUGCAGGGCCACGUGUGGUGCAGCUCUGGAAGUGACGUAGAGGUGUUGGAUACCGUCACUCUCAGGAGUAUUCGCAGAAUUCCCCUCACCCCUCCCCCGAGCCCCGAGAAAAACAGAGGGAUUUCCCCCCUGCCUCCAUCGUGGGGCGACGUAAUCACGCUCCUGCGAGUGAACUGGUACGGAGUGUGGACAGUGGCAAGACGGAGUCCCAUUCUCAGACUUUGGAACCAAGAAUCGGGGGCUCUGAUUUCGCAGUUCAACAUCAAGAACAUCAAUGGGGUUCUAGUGAAUGAUGAUGACAUCACAGCGAUGUCGUUGCAGGGGAGAGCGGUGUGGCUUGGAACCAGAAACGGCUACCUCAUCCUGCUCGAUGCGGCGGCCGUUGAGGAGAAGAGGGAGACCUGUCACCUCGGCCUCCAGCACUGUGGGGACGGGAAAAUCAAGAACAUCAUCCCAAUUGUCAGCUCCAAGAAAAUCUCUGCCAACUUAGAGGUAUUCUGCAGUCUGGAGUUCCCAGACGAGGUUUCUGGGUCCCUUAUGAUGUGGAGCUAUCAGUUCCAGCAAGACUGGAGACCCAAACCCACCAACUCUCGCAGUCUGAGCGCUCCUCUCCCUUCCCUCUCUUCCUCCUUAUGACCACCUCUCCCUCCCAUCUCUCUCUCUCUGGCCACCAUUUCUUAGUGACCCUUGUGAAGCUAUUGUUUUUGUAGUCCUACAUCCAUUCUACUGACGUCCUGGUAUCUGGCAUGAGGAUGUGACGCGAGGCCUUUGAUCAUAAUUAUUUUGCACCAACAAAUCAUUGAAUAUUUUCCAGUUCAUGUGUGUAUAAUCGACUGUUAAAAAUAUGACUGUCAAUUGAAUGUCUUUGGUCUGAUUCCCAUGUCUGGAACCAGAUUCUGACUGUCUGCAGUCAGAUCUCCUGUGAUGUCUGUACUGGUGUCUGAAUCACUCACAUCAUCUUUAGUGCCCGGGGUUUGAUUGGUGGGUGUGGUCUGUGUGAGAGUGUGGGGAGGGAGGGAGGGUGGGGCAGGCUGAGGUUUUGUAACUGGGAGAGAUGCUGCAGGUAUUGGAGAGUAAGAAGUUCUUUUCCGUAUUUCAAGUUCGUCCAGCUUCUUAUGCAGUUCAAUGGCCCGAAGCAAGCUGCAGCAGACAGCAGCAACGAUGAAGCUGAAAUUAGCAAACAACAAUAAAGGCUCACUUUUGUUUGACGCCGCUGAACUGCGUGAUUUUUGCCAUGUCUGUGAGCGUCUUGGCGUCGUAUUCCAGGUCGUAGCAAGCGUCUUCGACCCGUUGGCAAGUCUCUUUCAACUGCCGUCGCUGCUCUACCAGCUUCGGGACCGUCACUGCGACGUGCUCCUGGAUGCGGUACAUCCCGAGCGACGGUUCGUUUGCGCACGAGUAGAGGACGUCGUUGAAGGCCGUCGUGACACGCAACAGCCUCGUGGAGAUGUCCGGCUCCAGAAAAUUCGCCAUGUUUUGUUUGCACUCCAAUUGAAGCGCUCCCGACAAAACUCCAAUAAGAGCGCAACUCGGAUUACUCUAUUUGGAGCACACCACUGCGAGAAUGGAGUCCAGCGAGGAGAUCCCUCUCCCGAUACCAGCACAUCUCAGAGCUAACAUGGAGGACGAGUGUUUCUGGAUCCUCUGCCAACACAAACUGCUGAGGUUGCCAAGGAAACCAAGUGUGGAGGACCUCCUUCGCCAGUUCUACUACCAGAACAUUGCCACACCCACCGAGGAGACUAGCCCCACCUUACUGGCUGAGGUUCUGGACGGGAUAAAGAUAUACUUUGAUUUCAUGAUGGAAGACCACUUGCUAUAUGGACCGGAGAGAGAACAGUUCAAAUCCGUGAUAACAGAUCGGAACAAAACAACAUCCUCCAGCAGACAAAGAUCAACCAAUUCACUAGAAACUGCCAAAAACAGCUGUAGCCCAUCACCCCAUUUAGAGCACACCCCACAUGGUAACCCAUGGCAACCAGAGCAACAGAAACUCCAAUUAGAGCCCACCACUACCAGCACUCAUCCCUGCUCUCCACUGAUGCCAUCGCAAGUCUAUGGAGCCGAACACCUCCUGAGACUGUUUAUAAAGUUGCCUCUCUUUCUCUGCCACGCCCAGCUGCCCUCGACCCACGUUCAGCUGCUUCACCACCACUUCAAGGAGCUCCUGACGUACCUCUCCUCGCGACGAGGGGAGCUGUUCUCAGAGGAAAACUAUGAAAACACUAGUGUUGGUGGUGGGGUGGAGGAUGGUGGGACGAAAACCGAGACAGCUAGUACCACACCGAGUGGUGGAGUAACAGCUCCAUCUAGUAGCUCAACACCUGUAUCUAUUUCAUGACAAUUUCAUUCCUCCAAUUAGAGCACACCUCAGUUUCACUCUACCAACAUUCAUUGACAAUAGAAGUGUGGGGAGUUGAGAGUGAAGAAGUAGUGUGUUGUGACUAUCUGUGAAAAUCUUUCAUGUUCCAUAGUCCGUCGCACAAGAAGUGGAUGUUUUCUACACCGAUUCCUUUGUUCACACGAGUUCUGAAAACAGUAGAAUAUGAGGGCAUGCAAGAUACAUUGUGAGAUUGAGGAGGGGAAAGAGAUGCUCACAUUUCAUCGGUGGACAUUUUAGUCAUCCCGAUACUGACGCAGUGCUCCUUCCCUUCAGCCAUUACAGCCUGAACAACGACCGUCAGGAAAACACAACUCUAGAGACUAGACAAACAGCUACACAACAGAUCUACACAGAAUGCACUUACUGUGUCACUG
Messenger RNA from Geodia barretti, 4924 nucleotides. The record is from the annotation of a GenBank genome assembly. Lineage: Eukaryota; Metazoa; Porifera; Demospongiae; Tetractinellida; Geodiidae.